AUAAUUGCAGCUGCAUGUCUCAUGCUUAUGACGAUGGUGCAGAGGGUCCAUACAGUCGCGCAGUGGCUUCCUCGUCGACCGCUGUCCGGGUGCACACCGGUCCUUCCACCUCUGUCAUAUGAUCUUACCGACAAAUAACCGCAAGACUUCUCAAUGACGACUUCACUUUCGAUAUUAGAGAUGGAAAUUAUGCCACUGACGCAGAACCAUUAUUCCAAUUGCAACCCGCAAAUACAGCGGGAGUCGUCUUAUGAUUAUGCAGGUAUUAACAAUUAUUGCAGUCGUCAGGCAAUGCAUCCCUUCGGAAGCGAAGAAGCCUCGUUCUCCGUGAGAUUUUAAAAUCGAUCAUGCGGUGCAAGUGUUAAACUUUCUGAUCUCGCCCAUAUUCACCAUAUGAACAAUUCAGGACAGACUGUUCAAGACGUCAGCGACUAGAUGAUGACGAUGGUGAUAGUGAUAACUCUCAGCUAUGGGGGCAACUGGAUGGCUCGAGAUACGUGCCAACAGGAAGAAACGUGCAGCCAGAGGGAGAAGGAUGAGGUGGCCUCCGGUCAUGUGACCACUGUCAUUCACAGGAUCUGCCGGCGAAUAAUGGUUUUUGCGGACGUUGGCUGGUGCACCCACCGCAGAUAAGUGCAUCCGAAGCCGAUCUGCUUCCAGUCCAUAAGAGUCCUUCUGCUCCACCAAUCAACUAGUGGUA
This is a messenger RNA of Aspergillus eucalypticola CBS 122712, 700 nucleotides long. RefSeq lists its product as uncharacterized. The coding region runs from base 154 to 339 and encodes 61 amino acids. The record is from RefSeq and is a predicted model, not a curated record. NCBI's taxonomy places the organism in Eukaryota, Fungi, Ascomycota, Eurotiomycetes, Eurotiales, Aspergillaceae. The transcript has a single exon.